AUGGUAUCAUUAACAACAAUAACAUCUGAUUUCACUAUCUACAGUUUCUUCAUCAUAUUAAUUAUUGGAACAAUUGGAAAUAUAUGUAAUCUUAUUGCAUUUUUAUCGAAAGAUCUUCGAACAAAAGCUUGUAUAUUUUACAUGGUUUGUUCUGCUUCACUUGAUUUAUUUUUCAGUAAUUUUGGUAUUAUAAUUCGUUUCUCAACAGAAUAUUUUGGAAAUAAUCUGACUAAUACUAAUCGUGGUAUUUGUAAAGUACGUGGUUACCUUCUUGUAUGUUUACCAGCGAUGGCUUCAACAGGUGUUUUAUUGGCAACAUUCGACCGAUGUGUAUCAACAUCAUCAAAUGCUCGCUGGAGACGAUUGAGUUCUAUUUGGUUUGCUCAACGUCUUUUCAUCAUAUUCAUGCUCUUUAUUUUAAUUUCAAGCAGUUUUCAUCUGAUCGUAUAUGAUAUUCGCAAUGGUACAUGUGCACCAUCACCUGGCCUUGCAGCGAUUAUAACAUUUACAAUUAAUAAUAUUCAUGCUGAAUGUACGUUAUUAAAUGUUCCUAUUAAUUGGAAUUCAUCUAAUUUAACAACAUGUACAGAAACAAUUCAAAUAUACGUUAAACGUUAUUUUUUAUUAGGAUACGAAAAUAUAUCUCAUCAUUUAUGGCGAAUACCAGGUGGCGGUGGUAUUCCUGUAUCAUCAUUAGAAUUUGAAGCUGUAACUGUUGUUGGUGCAUUAAGUGGUUCAGUUUCAGUCUAUGUUACAGAUAAACGUAGUGUUGGUGAGAGUAGUCGAUUAGAAUGUCCAACAUCAAUUGUUCAAAAUUUUACGGGUUGUUUGUCAUUUAUUAAAGCAAAUGAAUAUCGUUUAAAACAAAAUACAUAUACAAAUACAGCGCAUGAUUUAGAAUACGUUCUUAAUAUUGUUAUGGGUAAAAAUCGUGAAAAUUUAAAAACAAAUCAACGUGUUAUUCUAAUGGGAUCAAGUCAAGGAACUUAUCUUUUACAACGAUAUCUUCACGUAACUCAAGAAUCUGAACAAGUCGAUGCUGUUAUAUUUGAUUCUGUUUUACCACCUGAUAUAACACGAUUAGUUUAUGGUGAUAAAUAUUUAAAUUAUAUAUUUUUAGAUUUAUUUACACGUUGUUCACAAGAUCAACAAGGAUGUGCAAAAUAUUUCGAAGAUAAUAAUCCUUUACGUGCUCUUUAUACAUAUAAAAUGAAUGAAGAUUUUUUUGAUAAUUCAUCUUGUCUUUAUCUAUUAAAAACAAAUACAACUGAACUUGCAAAUAAAAUGUCAUUUAUAUUAUAUCCGGAAGCGAUGCAAUUAUUACCUGCAUUGAUCUAUCGAAUCAAUCGAUGUAAUCAAGAUGAUCAGAAUGUUUUAAAAAAAUUUUUAAAUGUAACUCAACCACCAGAACAAGAGGGAGCAAUAGGAUAUUCAAUUUUAGUUGAAUUAAAUAAUAAUCUUGCUGAAUUAUGGUCUCCGUUGAAUUUAGAAGAAAAAAAUCCAACAUGUGAAUAUUUAAAAGGAAUAUCAAGCAAUACAUUUGCUUCUACAAAUGUUAUGCCGGAUAUUUAUUGCGAAAUUGAAAAAACAAAAAUCUUAGAAUAUCCGACUGAUCAAUAUUAUAGAAAAUACCCAACAAAAAAAACUAAUAUGCCAAUGUUAUUGUUACAUGGGGAUAUGGAUCAAGCAUUGCCGUUACCGAUUCCUCGACAUUUUUUUAAACAAUAUUCAAUGAUAAAUCCAAAUUUUAUCAAUAUUGAAAUGCCUCGAACAGGACAUACUGCGUUAGGUGGAUCACCAAUGGUUGACGAAGAAGGUACUUGUGGUUGGAACAUAGCUGUAUCAUUUAUGUUAUCACCGACCUUCGAACCUGAUCGUUCAUGUUUAAAAAAAAUUAGUUCAAUUGAUUUUGCUGGUACAACAACAAAAACGAAACAAAUAGCGAUACAAUAUUUUGGUACUGAUAAUAUUUGGGUAUUGAAAAUGAAUCAAAAUGGAUGUACUAAUUUUGAAGAUCUUUCAAAUGAAAUAAUCUAUGAAAUUUUUGAUUUUCUUGAUACUUAUCAAGCUUAUGAAAUUUUUAGCAAUUUAAAUAUACGAUUUCGAAAUAUUCUUACUUUAUCAGAUCUUUCGAUUAAUGUCAAUAUUUUUAAUAUAUCAAAAUUAUCAUUUGAACAACAUUAUGAACAAUUUUUUAAAUGUAAUACUCAUCGAAUUCAUUCACUUUAUAUUUCAAAUCCAAUUGUUAUCGAUUUAAUAUUUUCAUCUAUUAAAAAUGAUUUAUUACUAACUCGACUUCGAAUACUUUGUUUGAAAAAUAUUGAUUUAAAUGAUUGUAAAGAUUUUUUCGAUUAUUUGAUUCUAUUACCACAACUUUCAACAUUAAUUAUUUAUUCAUUUAAAAAAGAUUGUGAUAGAAUUAUAAUCUAUCAUAAACUAUUUCGUUUACCAGCAUUAAAAUACUGUAAAUUAUCGCUUAAUGAUAGCAGUAAUUUUCCACAGGAAGUAUUUUCUACUACUUAUGAUACCUUUAGUUCUAUUGAACAUCUUAUUAUUGAUUGUAAUGUAUAUUUUAAUGAACUAUUACAUAUAUUACCAUAUGUUCCUCAUCUUCGUCGUUUAUCAAUCAAAAGUCUGACUUCGUCUUAUGGUCAGGUACCACAUAAAUUUUCAUUUACUUUAAAUAAUCUGACACAUGUUUCUAUUGAAUUACACCUUAUAAACUUCGAUGAAUUUCAACCCUUUACGAUGAAUCUUUUUAAAAAUCUUCAAGUUUUAUAUAUUUCAACUAGUAUGGAUAAUGAAUAUAUCAAUGCUCAAAGAUGGGAAGAUUUGAUCGCAACUCAUAUGCCUCAUUUACGAAUUUUUGAUAUUCAGCAUAAAACAUAUUUAUUUAACAAUAUAAUUAAUGGUGAAACAUGUCAAGAUUUAAUGAAUCGAUUCGCUACAUUAUUUUGGACUAAACGAAAAUGGUUUUUUACACAUCAACUUUAUUAUUUAGACCGUCCAAAUUAUGGAGUAUUCUAUUCUAUACAACCAUACAGUUUAUUAAAAGAAUUUGUCACAUGUUUUGAAGAUCUUUCUGAUGAAUUAAUCUAUGAAAUAUUUGAAUUAUUAAAGUUUGAUCAUGUUUAUAAAGCUUUUUAUUCACUUAAUACACGAUUUUAUAAUUUUAUAAUUAAUUCAACUGUUCCAAUUGAAAUUAAUUUUUCUUCUAUAUCAAUAUUGUAA
Adineta steineri is the source of this 3231-nucleotide messenger RNA. The record is from the annotation of a GenBank genome assembly. Lineage: Eukaryota; Metazoa; Rotifera; Eurotatoria; Adinetida; Adinetidae.